AUGGCCCCCCGCUCUCCCUUUCCGCCCAUCGUCUGCAUCGUCGACUUUCACCACGCCCGGGGCCCUGAAGUAGAGACGUGGAUCGGUGUCGAACAUGGCUCUGAUCCCUCGGCGGAGAAUGACUGGCCGCUGCUGCCGUUUAUGGCCUUGUCCGACGGCGCCCACGCGGCCACCGAGGACUUCUCUUACUUUACCCUGAGACACGAACGGACGGCUGACAGCCCCGCCACCUCCCUCUUCGGCAUUGCCUGCACUCGCCAGCUCGACGCCAACGAGCUCAUCGACCGCCCCGCCGAUGUCACCCGCUCCGUCGUCCAGAAAGCCGUCGUCGUCAUCUCCGACAGCCCACAACAUUUCGGCCACCUGCGCGAGAAGCUCUCCGUUGUCACCAAGGCCUGGUUUGCCCAGAGGGAUUUUACCGACCUGGAAAUCCUUCAGCGAUUCCAAGACAGCUUGGCCAAGACUUUCAAGGACCGGGAACAUGAGCGGGACCAGUUUUUCGGCCUGUCGCUCCGCGAAAUCAUUCGCGAAUUCAAGCAGCAAACCCUAGUCCUUUUCAAGUGUUGUCUCCUGCAGCCAAAGAUGCUCUUUUUUGGUUCCAACUGCGAGCGCCUAUGCCUCCUCCAGUUCUCGCUGGUGUCAUUGAUCCCUGGUUUGAUCCGCCAGCUUCACGAUUCGGCCGAUCCAGCCUUCAAUUCUUACGAAGAAAACCUACAAAGGCCUACGUCCUUGAAGACGAGCGAACGCGCAUCACUGUUGGCGUACAUGGGAUUGCCUCUUCAGCUUUUCGGAAAGGGAAGCCUGUUUGGGCCCUACACACCGCUGCAGCAGCUCGAUCUGCUUGCUGACAGAGACACCAAAUCGUACAUUGUUGGUUCGACAAACUCCUUGUUGCUACAACAGAAAGACCGAUACAGCGAUAUUCUGAUCAAUCUUGAUGAUGAUGUCAUAACCAUUUCUUCCCCUUCGCUCCGCUCCGCUCUUGGACUAUCUACUCCAGAUCGGCGAUGGAUUGAUUUCAUGACCCAGCAAGUGAACGACACGUGGGAUGAAAACAACCCCGGACGGCCAAACACUCUUGGUUAUGCUGGCAGUGAGGAGUUCAUCCGCCUUCAGUUCGAAGAAUACCUCCUCGCGUUGCUCUCGGCGACAAAGUACCGAUUGUACCGCGAAGCCCACAAGGACGACCCCAAAAGCCCCGUCCUUGACGAGAUCGACGGCGAUCCGUCUGCCGAAUUCAACAACGAAUUCAUCCUCUCCUGGAUGAGAACGGAAAACUUCCGCAUCUUCAACCAAUACACGGACGAGCACCUCUUUGACAUUGUCACCCCCGAACACCCCUGCAGCGGUGGUCUUACCAUGGAAGACGUGCAACGGCGACUGAAUGCACAGGUCCAAGCGCUACAUCUUGACGAACGAUUCGCUCACGGGAAAGAGACCAUCAACAAACAGUUUGCCGAGGGCCAGAAGAAGGUUUCCACGGCGUUUAACAAUCUGUGGAAUGACAUUGAGGUGAUGCGUGAGGCACAGCGCAAGAAGGCCGAGGAAGACAAACGCGUGGCAGCAGAGAAAGCGGCCACGGAGGCGAGAGACGGCAGGGACUCACCGACGGCCAGUGUGGCUGGUGGCACGCGCACCGAGCGAGCGAGCGCCUAUCUUUCGUCUUGGAGUCAGUGGGCAUCUGAGAAACGAGCAGGUUGGCGCAAGUCUACGGCGUCGGAAAAUUCUGCGUCGUCGCCGGUGCCGCUCGCGUCGCCGACGGGCAGCACCUACUCACUAUCUUCGCCGAUGGAAAGCAAGAUCCUGUUUGAUGGAAGGAUGUCCCUUGAGUCGACAGUGGCCUCUUCUGACGGGGGAUCUAAGAACAACUCACACGGCGAAGGGGCGAAUUCGACAGCUACGGCAGCGCAUGCACCAGCGUCUAAAGGCCGAGAAGAUGAGGAUGAGAAGAGUGACGGGGAAGGCGAGAGUCGUAGGGAAAGAGAAGAGAGGGAGAAAACCGAGCUUGACGAGGAAGUAGAACGUGCGAGACAAGCUUGGGGAGCGAAGUAG
Messenger RNA from Diplodia corticola, 2052 nucleotides. Its product is annotated as transporter avl9. The coding region runs from base 1 to 2052 and encodes 683 amino acids. NCBI's taxonomy places the organism in Eukaryota, Fungi, Ascomycota, Dothideomycetes, Botryosphaeriales, Botryosphaeriaceae. The transcript has 10 exons. The record is from RefSeq and is a predicted model, not a curated record. Gene Ontology annotation, cellular component: cytoplasm.